AUGCGAACACCGGAAUUUCCAAAAAAUCCAACAAUCAUAGCAUUAUAUCCCUCUACAACAUGUUUUUAUAAAGCUGUUGUAGUUAUUCCGCCAAGUCAAUUAACACCAAAAUCUUCACAAUAUUUGCUUACUUUUGAAGAUGAUGACAAUGCUGAGAGAUACGUUGACUCACGCUAUGUGAUUG
Messenger RNA from Racocetra fulgida, 184 nucleotides. NCBI's taxonomy places the organism in Eukaryota, Fungi, Glomeromycota, Glomeromycetes, Diversisporales, Gigasporaceae. The record is from the annotation of a GenBank genome assembly.